GGCAACAAUAUUUCGAAAAGGAGGGAACAAAAAGAGCUGAAUAUCGAAGUUCCCUCAGUGGCUUCCAAUAGCACCGUGCAUUCGCGUUGGACCCAUCCAUAUGGCUGGUCUCAAUGUGAUUUUCAUCCGGCUCGUGUUUAACUUUGAGCGACUUUGGACUCCAAAGUUUCGUGGUUGUUUGUGCUCGCGCUGAACGCCCUCGAUCUUCCUCCCUUCGAGCUCUUCGCGUCGCCCUAUUCUUCCUCGUUCUCUCCCUUUCUGUGCACUUUUUUGAGAGCCUCCGAGCCCGCCGACGCUCCCGACUCCGAGCCCGCCGCAUCGUCGAAUCCCCCCCGGGGAAGUUUACAAUCCUUCUCGGUGGACUCCCAUCCGUCUCCUGUGAUCACUUCCAUACACCGUUAGCAUGUUGCGCGACUAGCCUCCGCUACCGCCACCGCCGCCGCUGCUGCUUUUACUCCUGUCUAACUCCUUGGCGAGGCCAAGGGAAACGGUGGGCGCUAUACGUCGCUCUCGACUCCAAGAGAACUCGGGAGAGUGUGUUAUAGAGUACAUCGUCAUAGCUCUCUCGGCCACUGUGCCGAACGAUCAAAGAGAGCUGCUCUCCGGGCACAAGUACACAAGACUCUCGUCCAUUCACACGCGGUCUUAAACCGCGGCUCCGGGGACCCUGCCCGCGCGUUUCCUCGUCCACGAGGACUGUUUCUUCAAUCUCUUGUGCCACCGACUCCGCGAUCAAACGAUCGUCGCUUCUAUCGCUCAUCCAGUGCCUUUCUCGAAGUGCCCCUGCGCCGGCUGCGAGUGUCACCGAGGAUCGAGCAACGUUAUUUCGUUUUUGUUUAACUUUAUCAACCGGAGCGCGUUUUCACCAAAGUUUUUUCACGGAGAACCAGUAUGAGGUUCUUCGCCGCUUCGGGCGGCUCUCGUCCGCUUCUCGUCGCAGCUAUCGCUGCUCUCCUCGUCCUUGCUCAAUCGGCUGAUGGGACUCGCGUCUCCAACAGUGCCAAACGGAAGAAGGACGUGGCAUCCGACCAAUCAACAGCGUCUUCUUUCUGGAGUCCAUCUGUCAAAACCGGGAACGUGUUCGCCCAAGAUGACUCGACCCGAUUUUUCUCGUCCGCUCACGGUCUGGUGCAGACCCAUCCAAACAACGCUUUCCAGAGUGGCUUCGGUGGCAUCGACAAUCUGGGUAGCCGAGGCGUAACCCAAAGGCCACCGAGGACCAGGCCACUGGAUUACAGCGAACGUGCCACGGCGGAGCUUCGAAGGAACCCAUCGCUGUCGGCGCCCGACGAAUGUGCCCGGGCCUGCAGAGAGGGCGACCCACCCCGGAUAUGUUAUUACCACUUUACCCUUGAACACUACACAGUCCUUGGAGCUGCUUGCCAAGUCUGCACUCCGAAUGCAACCAACACUGUGUGGAGCCACUGCCAAUGUGUCCUCGCUGAUGGCGUUGAACGAGGAAUCCUCACUGCCAACAGAAUGAUACCCGGACCGAGUAUCCAAGUUUGCGAAGGGGAUAAAGUCGUCGUCGACGUUGAAAACCACAUGCAGGGCAUGGAAGCGACUCUUCACUGGCAUGGCAUCUGGCAAAAAGGAUCUCAGCACUACGACGGAGUUCCUUAUGUCACUCAGUGUCCCAUUCAGGAAGGCAACACCUUCAGGUACCAAUGGACGGCUGGAAACGCUGGCACCCACUUCUGGCACGCUCACACCGGUCUCCAGAAAAUGGACGGACUUUACGGUAGCAUAGUCGUUCGACAGCCUCCUAGCAAAGAUCCGAACAGCAAUCUCUACGAUUACGAUCUAACGACUCACGUUGUUUUGAUCAGUGAUUGGAUGCACGAAGAUGCUGCUGAAAGAUACCCCGGACGAUUGGCUGUCAACACUGGACAAGACCCCGAAACGGUUCUUAUCAACGGCAAAGGACAAUUCAGGGACCCGAACACAGGUUUCAUGACCAACACUCCUCUAGAAGUAUUCACCAUUACGCCCGGUCGUCGCUAUCGUUUCCGGUUGAUAAAUUCCUUCGGUUCCGUUUGCCCGGCUCAAAUUACUUUCCAAGGUCACCAGCUCACACUAAUCGCGACCGAUGGAGAACCAGUGCAUCCGGUGCAAGUCAACACCAUCAUAUCUUUCUCGGGAGAGCGUUACGAUUUCGUUAUAAACGCUGAUCAGGCCCCGGGAGCUUAUUGGAUCCAACUUCGUGGCCUCGGAGAAUGUGGAAUCAAGAGAGCCCAAAAUUUGGCCGUACUUCGUUACGCUCGAGGACCUUACCAGCCAGGCUCCGCAGCUCCAACUUAUGAUCUCGGUCUUCCUCAGGGCGUCGUCCUCAAUCCCUUGGAUGCCAUUUGUAAUCAACCGCGAGAGGAUGCCAUUUGCGUCAACCAAUUGAAAAACGCGCGUCACAUCGACGAGGGGAUUCUUCAGGAACGUCCCGACGUCAAAAUAUUCUUGCCAUUCCGUUUCCUCUUCUACAGACCCGAAGAAGUCUUCCAGCCCAACACUUACAAUCGUUUCCUGGUUGCGCCGACCGGUGACCACGUCAUUUCUUUGGUGGACGAAAUAUCUUUCACUUUCCCACCAGCUCCUCCGCUUUCCCAGAUCGAUGACAUUCCGCCCGAGCAGUUCUGCAACGGCGACAACAGGCCGGCCGAUUGUGGCGCUAAUUGCAUGUGCACUCACAAAGUCGAUAUCCCUCACAACGCAAUCGUCGAGGUUGUACUAGUCGACGAAGUACAACAACCAAAUCUUUCGCAUCCGUUCCACUUGCACGGGUACGCGUUCAACGUGAUCGGUAUGGGAAGAUCGCCGGACAAGAACGUGAAAAAAAUCAAUCUCAAACACGCCCUCGAUCUCGACAGGCGAGGAUUGUUGCACAGAGAGUUCAACCUUCCACCUUCCAAGGACACGAUUGCGGUGCCGAACAACGGUUACGUCGUAUUCCGGUUCCGUGCCGAUAAUCCUGGUUACUGGCUCUUCCAUUGUCAUUUCCUCUUCCACAUAGUAAUCGGUAUGAAUUUAAUAUUGCACGUUGGCACGCAUGCGGAUCUGCCACCAACGCCACCAAAUUUCCCAACGUGCGGAGAUCAUUUGCCACCGAUAACGCCGCCGCUACCGAUCGAGUCUGCGUUCCAUUGAUACCAUUUGUGAAUAGUCGAGUCAACGAUGCCCAUUUACCGGUGUCAGUACGAUGCAAAAUGAAUUAGCCAAACGAAAAAUUAUCAUUUUAGUCUCGUAUAUGCCAACGGUUAAAUAGCUGCGUACUCGCGAAAUGUAAAAGAACAAAAAACCUGCAAAUACGCAACUUAGCCUAACUUCGAUCCCACAUCUCUCGUGCCCUUCGAAAAACCGUCUGUCAUUUAACACGACGCACGUAGACGAACGGCACUCGAAGAGAGUGGCUUGCCACGAACGAAAGAAAAAAAAACAAACAAACAAAAAAAAACAAAAAAGAAGAAACCGAUGGUCAGACGAUCAUGAUAAUUAUUGGAAGAUACUCAAUUUAUUAUACCGUUCGUUUUAGCCACGAAAUAAAUAUUUAUUUAAUUAUUCCUGGACACUUAGAGAACUGCGUCCGAUCGGAAAUAAAAACGUGUUCAGCUUAAAAAUCACCCGAUCGGGACCGAAGGAAUUCCGCUACCGACGGAUACGCAUACGGAUGUCACUAACAUUAAUUCAUAUUAUUUUAUUGUAUUAUUAUUUUUAUUAUUAUUAUUAUUAUUAUUUUAUUGCGUCGAUAAUAAUUAUGUAAUUCUGUAAAUAAUGUAGAGGUUUAAUGUUAUUAUCGGUGCGUGACGAGCUUGUAUCUUUAUCGCGGGAAACUUUAACGAAUGAUGGAAAGCACGAAGAAUAAUAGGGAAAGAACGAGAGGGGUGAAAAAAAAUAUUCAUAAGUCGAAGUGAAGGUGGAAUGGAAGCCCAUUUAACUGGAAUUUCAUGACUGUGUCAUCGUUGAAUUACAAAAUAAGAUGCUCGCCGUUGAGAUGUAAAUUAAGCUAAAACAUCGUCAAUUCUCAUAAGCUCAAUCAAUUGAUAAAUUUCAUACUUAUUACUCGCGACAUUUUGCAUGCAUUUGAGAAUAUCCAUACUGUUAUAUAAGCCAUUGAUUUUUCGUAUUGAAUUAUUAUUAAACGAGGACUAUUCGUUGAAGACAUUAAAACGUAAUGAAAAAAAUAAAAAUAAAAAUAAAAAUGAAACGUGGUAUCUGCAUUUUCAAAGGUUUGAUCGGCUCCGUGGAAAAAAUAUUUUGAAAUAUUCAUUGAAAAGUUGGGAGUUUUUUUUUUGGUAUCGCGUAUCUACGGAAGGUGGUAGGAGAAAUGGUAAUCAAUGAGUAAAGAUUGACGCAGGUAUUUUAUAGAUUACUGUGUAAUAUCUUGCUGCUCUCGUCACUCGUUUCACAAACUAAUGUUCUUCAAUGUCGCAGGAGAAGCAUGUAUCUUUUGUAAUAAUAAACCCGUUUUAAAUA
Venturia canescens is the source of this 4464-nucleotide messenger RNA. RefSeq names its product laccase-2. NCBI's taxonomy places the organism in Eukaryota, Metazoa, Arthropoda, Insecta, Hymenoptera, Ichneumonidae. Bases 892 to 3138 code for a protein of 748 amino acids. The record is from RefSeq and is a predicted model, not a curated record. The transcript has 10 exons. Gene Ontology annotation, molecular function: oxidoreductase activity; copper ion binding.